UGCCUGUCCCCCGCAGAGGUCCUCCGCGAGCUGGACGAGUACUACGAGAAGCUCAAGCGCGAGGCGGACGGCGCCCUGAAGCGGCGGCUGCUGCACUGCAUCCAGCGGGCGCUGAUCCGCAGCCAGGAGCUGGGCGACGAGAAGAUCCAGAUCGUGAGCCAGAUGGUGGAGCUGGUGGAGAACCGCGCCCGGCAGGUGGACAGCCACGCCGAGCUCUUCGAGGCGCACCCCGAGGCGGGCGAGCCCGCGGGCCACAGCGGCAGAGCCGGCCAGGAGAAGGCCAAGGGCGAGGCGGGCCUGCCGGCCGAGAAGCCCAACAACAAGCGGUCCCGCCGGCAGCGCAACCACGAGAACCGCGAGAACGCGGCCAGCAACCACGACCACGAGGACGCGGCGGCCGGCACGCCCCGGGAGAAGAAGGCCAAGGCCUCCAAGAAGAAGAAGCGCGCCAAGGCCAAGGCGGAGCGGGAGGCGUCGCCCGCCGACCUGCCCAUCGACCCCAACGAGCCCACGUACUGUCUGUGCGACCAGGUCUCCUACGGGGAGAUGAUCGGCUGCGACAACGACGAGUGCCCCAUCGAGUGGUUCCACUUCUCCUGCGUGGGGCUCAACCACAAACCCAAGGGCAAGUGGUACUGCCCCAAGUGCCGCGGGGACAGCGAGAAGACCCUGGACAAGGCGCUGGAGAAGUCCAAGAAGGACAGGGCCUACAGCAGGUAGCUCGGGCGGCCGGGCGGGCGGGGCCUCGG
Messenger RNA from Condylura cristata (star-nosed mole), 749 nucleotides. RefSeq names its product inhibitor of growth family, member 1 (gene ING1). The transcript has a single exon. Gene Ontology annotation, biological process: positive regulation of DNA-templated transcription. Gene Ontology annotation, cellular component: nucleus. Lineage: Eukaryota; Metazoa; Chordata; Mammalia; Eulipotyphla; Talpidae. The annotation marks the transcript as partial. The record is from RefSeq and is a predicted model, not a curated record.